GAAUACAGGCGGAGGGAGAAGAAGAAGCAGUAGAAGAAGAAGACGCAGAAGACGACGAAGAAGAGUCCGUGGUGUUUUCCUGGGUGGAUGGCCUUCGCCGGAUUUAGCCUGUCAAAACUGCACUGAAACGAGAGCAACGUGGGAUAAAGUCAGUGAAAUCAGGUACUGUUUGGACUUUAAACUGACUGAGACUUGAACAGGCCCAAAAGAGAAAUCCAGUGUUCCCCUCCCCGACCUCCCAUUCCUGACCCUCUCUGAAACACAUCUCUCACCAUGAAUGAAGUUAAUAUAGUCAGAGAGGGAUGGCUUCACAAAAGAGGUGAAUAUAUCAAAACAUGGAGGCCCAGGUAUUUCAUCCUGAAGAGUGAUGGCUCCUUCAUUGGCUACAAGGAGAAGCCUGAUCUAAAUGACCAGACUUCGCCACCACUCAACAACUUCUCAGUGGCAGAAUGCCAGUUAAUGAAGACAGAAAGACCCCGGCCUAACACAUUUGUCAUCCGUUGCCUACAGUGGACCACUGUCAUUGAACGCACCUUUCAUGUGGAGAGCAAUGAGGAGAGAGAGGAAUGGAUGCGGACAAUCCAGUCUGUGGCAAAUAGCCUGAAGAUGCGAGAACAGGAGGAUGAGGAGCCAAUGGAUAUGUUUGGUUCACCCAGCGAAAGCAGCCUGGAGGAGAUGGAGGUGGCCAUGUCCAAGAGCCGCAACAAAGUGACAAUGAGUGACUUUGAGUAUCUAAAGCUACUUGGCAAGGGAACAUUUGGCAAGGUGAUUCUGGUCAAAGAGAAGUCCACUGGAGUACAUUACGCCAUGAAAAUACUGCGCAAAGAGGUCAUAAUAGCCAAGGAUGAGGUGGCCCACACAGUUACAGAGAGCAGAGUGUUACAAAACACACGUCACCCCUUCCUGACGACACUGAAAUAUGCUUUCCAAACCAACGAUCGGCUCUGUUUUGUAAUGGAAUACGCCAACGGAGGCGAGCUCUUCUUCCACCUGUCGCGGGAACGAGUUUUCACAGAAGACCGGGCGCGCUUCUACGGUGCAGAGAUUGUGUCAGCGCUCGAGUACCUUCAUUCACGUGACGUCGUUUACCGUGAUCUGAAGCUGGAGAAUCUGAUGCUGGACAAAGAUGGCCACAUCAAAAUCACCGACUUUGGCCUAUGUAAGGAGGGCAUCACUCCAGAUGCUACCAUGAAAACCUUCUGUGGAACUCCCGAAUAUCUAGCACCUGAGGUCCUAGAAGACAAUGACUAUGGCCGGGCGGUGGACUGGUGGGGCCUGGGCGUCGUCAUGUAUGAGAUGAUGUGUGGCCGUCUUCCUUUCUACAACCAGGACCACGAGCGCCUGUUUGAGCUCAUCCUCAUGGAGGAGAUCCGCUUCCCCAGGAACCUGUCGCCCGAGGCCAAGUCCCUGCUGGCUGGCCUGCUCAAGAAGGACCCCAAACAGAGGUUAGGUGGAGGUCCCAAUGAUGCCAAAGAAGUUAUGAGUCACAAGUUCUUCAUCAGCAUCAACUGGCAGGAUGUGGUACAGAAGAAGCUCACCGCACUCUUCAGACCACAAGUGACAUCAGAGACAGACACCCGGUACUUUGACGAAGAGUUCACAGCGCAGACUAUCACGCUCACUCCUCCGGACAAAUAUAACAGUCUGGACUGUGAGGAUCCCAGCCAGCAAGCACAUUUCCCCCAGUUCUCCUAUUCUGCUAGCAUAAGAGAGUGAUAGCAUCUCUGACGCACACACACACACACAUACAUACAUACACUCAAACACUCAAACACAAACACAUAACAAAAACACAGGAGGCAUGAACAUCCCUUACAGCUUAAUAAACAACCAAAACCUCCACCUUUAAUGAGGUUUUUUUUGUCCCAGAUGGAUCUAAGUGCCUCAGCUGGCGGCCAUAUUGCUCUAUAGAAACCCUCUCCAUCCACACUACAGACAAAGCCUGGGCACACUGGCUGUACUGUAUCAAACUGGACUUCAGUACCUCACAUAGUCAUCAGCACAACUCAACAACACAAUCAGGACUCUUGUCUGUAGCACCUUUGGAUGGCCUGUAAACAACAACAACAACUGCUGCUGCUUUUUCAGACUGUAAACCACCUGUACAUUUUUAUAACGCUCUCCUUUUUUUACGGUCUCAUGAGAAGCCAUUACAGUCCCUUCAUGACAUCUCAAAGUGCUCUUCUUCAGAACUAGCUGUUACCACUGGUGAUAAGACAGGUUCGUAAUACGAGGGAGGAAGAAGCGUGGCAGUUUGUUGGGUGUUUUUUCUGUUAGGUGUAUGUGUGUGGAUUUUUUUUUGUUUGUUUGUUUGUGUGUGUCUGUUUCUUUCUUGUUUUUCUGUUAAAGAAAAUAGGGGCAUCAAAUCCAAACCGUGUGCGUUUUUCUACAACACUUGCCCGACGUGCGUCAGGAACAACAGAUGAACGGAUAACACGCGAUGAUCAAAGUGUCUUGACGGAGAAAAGCUUUGACUCAGUCAACCGUGAGGAGUCGGAGAGAGAGAGAGAGGCUGUCCUUUUCUUAAUCUGUAUGCAAUGAAAACAAAUCACUGGUAUAUGAGUUUGCUCUCACCUCAGACUGUGAUCUUCAUUAACAGAUCUGUCAAGUGCGACAGCAAUUCAUGGGAAUUGGGAAUACCUUAAUGCACAAGGUGUAUAUGUUAUUUAAACAAGGUUUUUUUUUUGUUUUUUUUUUCCCUUUUUUAAUUCUAACACAUUUUUUGAUCUUUCUUGAUCAGCAAAACACACACCAAACUGUCAGAUACCAAAACUUGGCAUCAAAUGUCUGGUCAGAUUUAUAAUCCUGUUAACUUUUUUUUUUUUUUUUUUUUUUUUUUGAUCAGAUAGUUCUGACAUUUGGCCAGUUUUAGAUUAUUUAAUUUCAACUUGUAUAGCUUCUUGUGUUUAGACAGCAUCAUUUAACAUUUGAGAACUUUGGCUUUUUCUUGUUCUUUUUUUUUUUUUUUUUUCCCGUUGAAUGAUAAACAGAUGUACAAACACUCAAAGUAAGGUAUCACCAUAUCAAAGAGCAUCAUUUUUUUGGUAUCUGUACUGAAACUCAGGUGUUAUAUUGGCGCUAUCAUUGAAACAUUUCUAAGUAUAACCAGCCCGAGCACCAAACUGAUUUCGUAGCACUUUUAGAGAACGUGUUCAUACUCAGAAUGUCGCCCUUUCUUGACGUUCAAAGCUAAUUCUGUAAUUUUUGCAGUUCACUCAUACCUAUGUAAUAUCUUAUCUUAGUAGCCUUUAUACGAAAGCCUGUCUUUGCUUACAUCAUAACUCAUAACCCAUCUUAAACUUAACUUGCUGGAGAUUUUACAAGUUUGACAUUUGUAGCUGACAGUUGACACAUUUUUAACGUGCUCCUGGCACGUUUGAGUAUCUUUUCAUAUUUUUUUGUAAAUCUUCCUGUUCUUACAGUGCUCCAGUGCAUCCACACUGCUGCUGCUGCUUUUCAGACUUGAAUGUGCCACUAGAUUUGAUUGGACACGUUUUGCUGGAGAGCUUAAAAAAAAAACUUAAAAAAAAAAUAAUAAUAAUAAUCAUCCAGCGAGCUGUUUAUAUCAUGAACAUGAUCCAUUGUGAGAUUUUGUGUUUGAGUGCAAUGUGGACUUGCAAGGGUUAUAUUUUAAGUUCUUCCCAUUUGUUAUUAACAACAUGAAAUGGUAACCACGAAGGGGUGCAGCAUUGAGAUUUGCAAUACUGGGUGCUAACACUGUAAAUGAAAACGCACCCAACGUUGUGUCGGUGCUACACUGUUGAGUCUCACGCAGUCAGGAGCAGGUGAAGAAAAACCAGCUCAACUUCCCAUUGCUCUCAGAGCCUUUUACCACAUAUGCUGUUUUGAAAUAAUUUCCGUUAUUUCUGUUUAGUUUUUUGUUUAGGUUUUUUUUUGUUUUUUUUUUUUGUCUUGUUUAUCUUCUAGUUUUACUUCUGGACUUGCUGUUUUCUCCUCAUCCUUCCUCUAUUCAGAUAGUCUCAAAUUAAGGAAUUUCAUAAUGGUUGAAAAAAAAAAAAAUGUAUGUGUUUUUCAGUUACAUUAUUCUAUUAAACAGUUCAUUUCUA
This is a messenger RNA of Toxotes jaculatrix (banded archerfish), 4067 nucleotides long. RefSeq names its product RAC-beta serine/threonine-protein kinase-like. Gene Ontology annotation, molecular function: ATP binding; protein serine/threonine kinase activity. Lineage: Eukaryota; Metazoa; Chordata; Actinopteri; Toxotidae. The record is from RefSeq and is a predicted model, not a curated record. Bases 274 to 1716 code for a protein of 480 amino acids. The transcript has 14 exons. Gene Ontology annotation, biological process: protein phosphorylation.